Mizuhopecten yessoensis (Yesso scallop) is the source of this 877-nucleotide messenger RNA. RefSeq lists its product as uncharacterized. The transcript has 2 exons. NCBI's taxonomy places the organism in Eukaryota, Metazoa, Mollusca, Bivalvia, Pectinida, Pectinidae. The record is from RefSeq and is a predicted model, not a curated record. Bases 399 to 827 code for a protein of 142 amino acids.
UUGUAUUAGACAGGAAAUCUUUGCGGUUUAUGCGUACACCACAUCCUUUAUCUUCAAUAGAGUCUUAUACCAAUUAAAACCCAUUUGGGAUGGCAUCGUAGAAACGCGACAUUCAUGUGGUUUCUUUAACCUAAAAAUGGACACAAGUAGUUUCUAUCAUAAUCAAACUUUGUAUAGUCAGGAAAACUAGUGGUAUAGAUAGGAAACUCUAGUGGUAUAGAUAGGAAAUUAUAGUGGUAUAUUCUUAGUCUAAUAGCAUUCCGUACAUACUUCCUUUAGCGUUCUUUAAACUCACUCCCUUUACACCCAGAUAUAUUAUGAAGGUAUAUAUAUAUAUAUAGAGAGAGAGAAAUUUUAAGCUCUACAUAUCCAGUCUGCUUCCAGAAUAAGAAGAAAAGAUGGAGACACCGAUUGUAUAUGGCCAGGUUGAAGCUCAAACCGUUAAUGGAAAACAUAAACUGGUCACAAACCUGACACCUCGGGUGAAAGUGGUAGUGAAUCGCUUUGAGGGAAACCAAGGCUUGUAUAUACACAUAAACGCGAGGGGUAAAGGAAUAAGCUCAUCAUGGGAAGAAUAUGUGGACAUGUGCACCCUAAAAGCUGAAUUGGACCAAAAGCUUCAUUUGCUGCCUCAAAUUCAGAGUCAAAUCAACUACCAGACACAAAGCCAACCUCAACAACAAGUUCCGCUUCAACAAGCCAUGCCCGCUCAAACCCUCCAGCACGUUCCGCUUCAACAAGACGUGUCAAUUCAACCUCGCCAGGCUCAACAACAGGCAUAUAUUCAAAUUUCUCAACCUUCAAACAUUUGGGAAGAUUUUGCAUGAGUGAAGAUGCGAUAUCGUGUAUUCUUCCGAUUGAACAAUGAACUUGUCGA